This is a messenger RNA of Lotus japonicus, 1136 nucleotides long. Its product is annotated as protein LURP-one-related 12-like. The coding region runs from base 229 to 864 and encodes 211 amino acids. Lineage: Eukaryota; Viridiplantae; Streptophyta; Magnoliopsida; Fabales; Fabaceae. The record is from RefSeq and is a predicted model, not a curated record. The transcript is spliced from 2 exons.
CAGGUCACACACUCUCAUCAAUGUUCCUUUCCCAUUCAAACGCGAAAUCUCUUUACAGCACAUGUCAACACAAUAGGGUGCUUCAUGUUCCUUCCCUCAUUAUUCAUACACCUAGCUAUAUAAAUACACCUUCCUCUCCACGUUUCCAUUCUCAUUCAAAUUCUGAACACUAGCUAACUCUGUUUUCUUCUCUUCAAAGCCUUUUAUUAAAGAAGAAGAAGAAGAAGAAUGACGGAAGAGCUGGUUGUGCAAGAUGGGUAUGUGUUCACUCAAGAGACCCAACUCACUGUUCUCAAAACCUCUCUGUUCUUCGCCGGUGAUGGCUUCACCGUCUACGAUUGUAAGGGCCAAUUGGUUUUCCGAUUCGACUGCUACGGACCCUCCACUCGUGACAAGGACGAGCUAGUUCUCAUGGAUCCCCAAGGUCAUUCUCUUCUCACCCUCCGCCGAAAGAAACCGAGUCUUCAUCAACGGUGGGAAGGCUUCAGAGGGGAGAGAACGGACGGUGAUAAACCAAUGUUCAGCGUGAAGAGAUCUUCAAUAAUCGGACGGUCACGGACUACCUUGACGGUGGAGGUGUACGAUAACCCCGGUGUGGAGUAUCUCAUCGAAGGGUGUUUCCCGCAGCGUUGUUGCAAGAUUUACAACUCCACUCGAAAAUUAGUGGCUGAGAUUCGUCGCAAGGUGGACCCCACCACCAGCGUUAUGCUUGGGAAGGAAGUGUUCAUGCUUUGCGUUCAACCUGGUUUUGAUGGGUCCUUCGCCAUGGGGUUGGUCCUAGUGCUUGAUCAGAUCAACGGUGAGAAUUUCUUUGAUAGUGGAAUCACGACGGAGCCUGCUGUGCACCCUGCUACAGAAGAUUGAGGACUUGGCUCUUUGGUUUGGUUUGGUUCCUUUUUUGAGUUGAGAUUUGUGUUUAUUUCAACUUUUUCGGUCACUAUCUUCUCACCUUACCUGAAUGGCUUAAAUAAAAAGGGUUAUUGGUGUAUAUAUAUUAAUACCUUUCAAAAGUCAAAUUAUGCUUCAUUUAAACAAAAUUGUUAUUCCCAUUUCACUUUUAAGUUGCAAGUAUCUUAAUUAGAUGUUUUAUGUCAAGGAAAUUGUGAAAGGUGAAGUACCAACUAUUUUAUAAUCAA